This is a messenger RNA of Trichoderma atroviride IMI 206040, 4632 nucleotides long. NCBI's taxonomy places the organism in Eukaryota, Fungi, Ascomycota, Sordariomycetes, Hypocreales, Hypocreaceae. The record is from RefSeq and is a predicted model, not a curated record.
AUGUCUAUACAAGGCUCUACUGACGAGCAGUUAUGCGAUUCAGUUAUUACACAUCUGUCACGCAAGCUUUGGGAUAGGGCAUACGAUGAUCUGAAACAACAAUAUGAACUGCUGGUGCAGGAAUACGAGGCGAUUUUAUCAAGCCUAAUGAGACGACGUAAAGGCAAAGAUGUCGCCCAUGUACCCGGAAAUAGUCUCUCACCAAAUAGUUCGUUUCCGAAUAUUAUCAGUCAAAAUGAUUCGGAUAAACGAGAAUCGCAAAUGGGAGAUUUCGUGUCGCAAUGGAUAUCAGGCAAAACCCUGCUGGCAUCGUCCGAUCCAAAUAAGAGCGCUGAGCGGCUGAGAGGAAUAAUGAAGCGAUCGCGGAUCAUGUUUCCUCAAGGGUCAUUAGCUUGGGCCGGACUCUGUUGUGCGUCUUCGGCACUUCUGAAUCCAACAUCUUUGACCGAGGAAGCUUGUGAUGGUAUCAUCACGCUUGCUUCAAAGAUGCUUAGCUACAUGAAUUUGCCCAAACUACUUGUCAAUUGCGAACUUAAAACAACAGUAAAUGAUAGGAAGCUGCAAAGGAGAAUUAUCGAUCUCUAUACGUCCAUUCUUAUGUUCGAAAUCAGAAUCUCGGUGCAGGCAAACUUGUCACCUUAUGGCAUUCCGGAAUGUCUGAAGCGGAUUGCCGAUGCCGAAAAGGCGCUGUAUGUUUCUGAAGAGACUACAAAGGAAUUGACCGAGGUACUCAACUUGAGCAAAAAAAGCCACCAUCAAGGGGCUAUCCGGGAAACCAUCAAAGAAAGACAGCAGAAACUUCUAGAUCAAGGCGAAUCCAACUCAGACCAAGAUACCGUCGUUUCGGCCAAGUUGAACACCCAAUUGACAAAUGACCUAUAUCAAUGGGCUACCUCGGAAUUAGCAUACCAGGUCUGGGCAAAAUGGGAGAAUACCAAAACCAACGAGAGACUACUCUGGCUACGUGGCAAAGCUGGUAGAGGCAAAACGACACUGACUUAUGCCAUUAUGCAAGCAAUGCAAACAAUGGGAGAUGCAGCCAGACAGCAGCAUCCAACACAAAAUCCUUUUCAGGUGGCAUAUUUCUUCUACAAUAAUGAGCGUGGCGUUGUCCCUGUCAUAAAAAGCCUUAUUCGACAGUUUAUAUCACAGCAACAAGAGCUUAUCAAGCAUCUCGCAGAGAAGUAUGUAUCGACAGGAAGAAAGGUCUUUGCUUAUUCGAACGACUUUUUGGCUAUGUCAGGUGUCUUUUUUGAUAUCAUUAUGGACGAGGCUUUUUCUAGAACCUAUAUUAUCAUUGAUGGUCUUGAUGAAUGCCUUGCCUCUGACGGGUGGGCGGGACCUAUUGAUAUCCUGAAACUUAUCGCUUUAUCGCUGGAUAAGACAAAAGAUACAUCCAAGCUUAAAUGGCUGAUUUCUUCAUCUUCUUCGAAGCGCAUUUUGGAAGCUUUUUCUAAAGAAAUUAUGAGCAGUCUUAUCCUAAGCCUUGACACGAAUAGUGCGAACACGCCAUUGAACAAGGGCAUUCAGUCAAUUCUACCCAACCACACCUCUUUUGAGGUUUCAAAGCUAGCACGGCGAAAAGGUUAUGACAAAGAGCUUCAAAACAGGGUUACAACUCAGAUGAUUGAAAAGGCACUACUUUCCAGCAAUCUCUUGUGGGUUAGUACGGUCUGCCGGGUUUUGGCUGCUGAAGAAAGCUGGUAUGCCAUACAACGCUUGAACGAAUUGCCAACCGAUCUCGGAGAUUUAUAUUCGUUCAUGGUUAAAGAGUUGAUAAAUCUACCCAAAAAUGACGGGAGCUAUUGCUUGUCUAUUCUUUGGGCAAUGAAUACUGCGCAGUGGCCGCUUUAUCUUUCUGAGUUGGCUACGCUAAGCGGGCUCCAGGGAGGUAUUGACACAGAUGGCAACGGUGCCAUCAAUGUGGGCACAAAGACGAUUUUAGAGAAAUGUUUCGCCUUUCUUAAGAUUGAUGACGACUGCGUCUAUUUUUUGAACAACGAAGUAAAGGAGUAUAGUGAAAUGGCCGUUGCCCAGGGAGUUGAUCGCUCACCAGACUACCAUCAUACGCUCUUAGCUGAGCGGUGCCUGAAGUCACUUGCUACAUUUUUCACCAACCGCAGCAAGGAUCCUACCUCUGUUUAUUAUUCAGCGAUCUAUUGGAUAUACCACGUACUUGAAAUACAGUUUCCAUCUGGCGCUAUUCUCAAUGCUGUCACCGACUUCUUGCAGAAAUAUCUACCGGAAUGGCUAGAGCACGUAACAAAAAGGUCGUCUAUACCGGCAGCUGUAGGGCUUCUACGUAAAUUGGACUUGAAGAUUCAAGCAUUACCAUCAGCUCCCCCAAAUGAUAUUAGCCUCAUUGAAGACGCUCAUAGAGUAUUCCUACUUUACGAAUCAUUCAACACUCCCUCAAAUAUUCACAGCCACAAUACUCUAUUGUUUUGUCCUGCAGAAAGCCCAACCAGAAAAUCUCAUUUAGCUUCCGCUUUCCCCUACCUUCUUCAGGCCCCCACCGUUGGGAGAAGAUGGACAUCCAACUUCUUAGUACUUGAAGGGCAUACCGAUUGGAUUAAUAGCAUGAGAUUUUCACCGGAUGGUCGCUUCAUCGUCUCUGGAUCUUCUGAUAAGACCGUUCGAGUUUGGGAUGCCGAAACAGGAGCUAUUCAACAUAUAAUGAUGAAUAAUCAAAACUACGUUCGGAGCGUGGCCAUCUCAAAUGCUGGGGUUAUAGCGUCUGGCUCAGAGGAUGGCACCACUACGUUAUGGGAUUCGAGCACUGGUAAACCUUUCUGCACACUCAAAGACUUUAAUGGUUAUGUCAGAGGUCUCCAUUUCUCUCCAGAUGGCACUAAACUUGCCGUAGCGACAAGCAAGGCUCUUGAAAUUGUCUGUUUAUCCACAAACGCUCGAGCCCAGACGACGGGCUACGAUAGCGCAAUAUACUGUUCCUCUUUUUCUCCUGAUGGGCGCAUGAUUGCAACAGGGUUUCUGGAUGGAAUUGUCAAAAUUUGGGACGCAACGAUGGAUAUUGCGAGUUCAGGUCCUACCACUCUCGGCGUUAUAAACAUAUUGACCGGGUAUAAAGGCCAUCCACGCAUUGUCAAGUUUUCCCCUGACUCAAAAAUUCUUGCUAUUUGCUCAAAUAACUUUACAAGCUUUUGGGACACCCAGACCUGGACGCUAAAGCGUAGGCUUAAAGAUUUUGCAUCAAUCGGCGGGGCUGCGUUCUUUCCUGAUGGGUCGCAUUUUGUGUCUAGUACCGACGAAAGCACCAUGGAGAUAUGGGACAUGGAGUUAUGGGACAUUGAGAAAUGGGACAUGGAGAAAUGGGACAUGGAAACUGAGAAGCCGAAAACCCAACUGAGAUGGUCCGGAUCGCCCGCAAAGUCAUUGUGUGUUUCUCCCUCUGGUCAAUAUAUUGUUUCAUCUGGCCGUGAUCGCCUUAUUCGGUUUUGGUAUGCCCAUAAACAGCUCACCGAGGACAUCGGCGAUCCUAAUCAACUAACAAGCUACCCAACUACUGCUUUGGCGAUUUGUCCUGCUGGGAAAUGCAUCGCCUCCGGUCUGAAAAGUGGCGAUAUCUGUCUAUGGGAUGGAAAUACUGGCGAGAGAAUUCGAACUAGCGAUGUGUUGAAACAUGACUCCAAAGUCAACUACUUGGCGUUCUCAAAUGAUGGACAAAAAUUGGCAUCUGUGUCUCACGAUAAGUCCGUUCGGCUUUGGGAUACAAAAAGCGGUAUCCUUCUCAAGUGUUUUGAACAACAUUCGGAUUGGGUUAGAUGCGUUGCUUUCUCUUCAAAUGGAAAGUACAUUGCUUCAGCCUCUGAUGACUAUACGGUCUUGAUCUGGGAUGUGACUGGUGUGGAAAGUCCCAAGACACUGACAGGCCAUCGCGGCUAUUGCCGCUGUGUUGCUUAUUCUCCUGAUGGUAGCUAUAUUGUAUCAGGUGGAAACGACAACCAGAUUAUAGUAUGGAACUCAGAGACGUGUGAGCAAGACAGAACAAUAAAGAUCACCGGUGGCGAAGUCACGGCCGUUGCGGUCACCCCAAACUCGCAGAAAAUAUUAGCCUCUCUCAGCGAUGGCACUCUCAAAGUCUGGGAUAUUGGUAAAGAGAAGGAACGACAGUCAUCUAACAAGGGCAAGGAGUUACAAUCAAUUACCCAAGAGACGGAACAGCAACCCGUUACCCAAGAGAAUGAAUUGCAGCCAAUCCCUCAAGAGAAGGAACUGAAGUCAAUUACAACCUCUCAUAAGAACGGCUUCAACAAGCUAUUCUUUCCUAGCGAUGCCCAGCAAUAUGUUAUGACAGAGGUUGGGCCCAUAUAUAUCGAAGAUGAUACAGCCGAACAACGCCUCAACCACCUCCCAUAUGCUUUGAAGUAUGAUGAGACGGAGCAGCAGUGGUGGAUUACACAUUUGGGCCAAGAUGUCAUAUUUUUACCCAAAGAGUAUCAUCCCGAAGAUAAACAUGCGGUAGCUGUUCUUGGACACAAAGUUGUGAUAGGAUGUAAGUCUGGACAAGCUUUAUUAUUUAGUUUUAAAGAAGGGAGUUUGGGUCUGAGUUAAGUUUGCACACACAAGAUAAUACGCUCAUUAAUUAUACGGAAUUUACUAUAUCCCAACUCG